Molecule: messenger RNA, 726 nt
Organism: Chenopodium quinoa (quinoa)
Lineage: Eukaryota; Viridiplantae; Streptophyta; Magnoliopsida; Caryophyllales; Amaranthaceae
Exons: 4
Coding region: 1-726 (241 amino acids)
Source: RefSeq, a predicted model, not a curated record
AUGGAGACUUUCACUACUUCCCAACUUCGACAGCAAGAGCUUAUGACAAAGCAAUUUGAGCUACAAGCAAAACAAAAUGAACACUUUGAAAGUUCGAUUCAAAUGCUUUUUGCUCAAAAUAAGAGGAUAGAAACUCACCUUUCUCAACUUUCACAACAAGUGAGUCAUUUAUCAACUCUUCAUGAUCAAGCAAAAGUCCAAAAGGAACAAUGCAAUGCAGUUUUCUUGAGAAGAGAUGAAUUAUUUUCGAGGAAAAUAGAUGAGAAAGUGUGCAGUGUAGAGUCAAGAAAAGAUGAAAAGUGUGAGGAUGAAAAAAGUCCCAAAUAUGUUGCUCCACCGGCCUAUGAGGAACCAAUGCCCUUCCCGCAAAGGUUGUCAAAAGCCAUGCUCGAUAAACAUUUGGGAAAUAUUGCGAGACUCUUAAGAAGGGUUUUGUGUGAUUUAGGUGCUAGUGUUAAUUUAAUGCCUUAUUCAUUAUAUGAAAAAUUAGGUUUGCAAAAACUUAAACCUUCCCCUAUUUCUCUUCAAAUGGCUGAUAGGACUGCUGGACUCGUGUGGUUGAAGAUAAAUGAUGCUACUAACCAUUUGGUUGUUAAGUGUGUAUUUGACAAAAAUCUUGUGAGAAAAGAGGACAAUAUUCCACCAAAGGAUGUGUUUAGCUACAUGAAAAGAGGUAAGGAGAGUGUAUCUUAUGCUAUUGGAGUUUCUAUUAGUGUAGGUUUUUGA